AUGCUAUCAGGGACACUGCCUGAAACAAUUCGACAUGUAAUGUUCUCUGCCAAGCUAAUCGCAUUCGACAAGAAGGGAGGGGGAGUACGCCCUAUUGCUGUUGGACUGGUCUUUCGUCGUUUGGCCUCAAAGCUUGUUUGCAGAGCAAUCCUGCCUACGUUGAUAACACAAUUACAACCAGCCCAAAUUGGGGUCGGUUCACCGGGGGGUUGUGAAGCGGCAGUUCAUGCUGUCCGAACAUUCACUGAAAAGAACGAGGACACUCCUUUUGUAAUCGUCAAAAUCGACAUUAAAAACGCCUUCAACUCGAUACGACGUGACACAAUUCUGGAGGAUUGCCUCACACAUUACCCAUCAGUGUACAGCUAUAUUAAUAGUAUUCAUAGCUCUUAUCGAAAACCAUCGAGUUUGGUGCACGGCCAAUAUCACAUCCCAUUGUGUUCUGGAGUCCAACAAGGAGACCCAUUGGGCCCUGCCUUGUUUAGCCUGGGAAUUGCCCGUGUCACCAAAUAUUGUUCGACUCCUCUGAGGGUAUGGUAUUUGGAUGAUUGCACAAUGGGCGGCCAGCCGAAGGAUGUGCUAGAUUGCCUAAAAAGUCUGAUAGCCCAAUUGGAAUCCCUAUGCGUAACCCUGAACACAAUUAAGUGCGAAGUAACCAAUUUUGGAUUUUCGCAGCCUAAAUGGGACCUGAUUCUUGAAACAUUCAGAGAGAUCAUCCCUAAAGCCACAGAAACCAAACCAGAACAACUAGAAAUACUUGGAUGCCCUCUCACUGAUGCAGGAAUCAGUAACACUUUAAUAACAAAAGAACAUCAACUAAAAACAACUUUCAGACCUUUGGAGUUGCUAGACGCACAUACCUCCCUAUUCCUGCUAAAAAACGCCUUGUCAGCACAGAAACUAAAUUACGUUCUUCGGGGUGCACCCUGCUACCUGGAAACGCAACAGCUCGACAAUAUCGAUUGUCUCUUUCGGACCACAAUUGAACGCAUUACGAAUGUGAAAUUCGACGACCAAGGGUGGGACCAAGCGACCCUACCCGUUAACCUGGGCGGACUGGGAAUCCCUUCUCCGAAUGAUCUGGCUCGCCCCGCAUAUCUAUCCUCUUUGGACUUCAGCCAACUGCUGAUCAGGAUGAUUCUCCAACUCCAAACUGAAUCAUCUGAAAUCACAGAGAUGGAGCAUUCGAGAGGGAUGAUGCCUGAGCAGAAAAAUCGUUACAAGACCAUCUGCGAGGAUAAAUACGAGAGGCUUCUGAACCAGUCAAACCAACACAGACGUGCCUGUCUAGUGACUGGAAGAUGCGAAUCAAGUGGUGCUUGGAUCAAUGCACUCCCCGUUGAUAGUGUCGGAACUCACCUUGACGACGAUACUGUCCGCAUUGGCAUCAGCACCAGACUUGCACUGGAGAUUUGCCGGACUCACAAAUGCCGGUGUGGGGCCACCGUCGAUUGUUAUGGACACCAUGCUCUCUCUUAUCGAAGAAGUGCAGGACGAUUUCCAAGACACAAGCGAUCAACGAAAUUGUCAAGCGAGCCCUGGAGUCUGCAGGAUACCCAGCCGUAUUUGAACCGGUCGGGCUUGAUCGAGGAGAUGGAAAACGUCCUGAUGGGAUCACAAUUUUCCCAUUUGAAGAGGGGAAACCUCUAG
Messenger RNA from Octopus sinensis (East Asian common octopus), 1650 nucleotides. RefSeq lists its product as uncharacterized. NCBI's taxonomy places the organism in Eukaryota, Metazoa, Mollusca, Cephalopoda, Octopoda, Octopodidae. Bases 1 to 1650 code for a protein of 549 amino acids. The transcript has a single exon. The record is from RefSeq and is a predicted model, not a curated record.